AUGGUUUGUUCACGUGAAGGUUUUAAGGAAACCAAAAACACAGGGCCGUCUGUAAGUGAUGCACCAACAAAGGCCAGACGCCGCCGGCCAUCAACCAGAGUUGGGUGCAUGGCUAGGAUUGUAUUCAAAAGAGACAGUGCGGGAAUGUAUGUUGUGAUGACAUUCGAAGAGGAACACACGCACUGUUUGUACGAGGAGAGUUACAAGCCUUUCUUGAAAGUGAAUAGGAAACUAGAUGUUGGUCAUCAACAAUUCAUAACAAAUUGCUCUAAGGUUAAUGUUGGUGCCAGUAAGAGCUUUGACAUAUAUGCAGAGAUGGUUGGUGGAGUUGAGAACGUGGGUUGUACAGUCUCGUGUGUCCCAUUCACCGGCGUAGACAACCACAAAAAAUGCAUGACAUUUGCAGCAGCACUAAUUGCUAGGGAAGAUGUGGACUUGUACUGUUGGGCACUGAGGAACUUCAAGAGCGCAAUGGGCAGCACACCGCGUAUUACAGUAACAGAUCAAGACCCGGCAAUGAAGGUAGCAAUUGCAAAGGAAUUCCCGGAGACCCGGCACCGUUAUUGCAUGUGGCACAUAAUGACAAAAGUGAGUGAUAAAGUGAGCCCUGAGAUGGCGCGGAAUGAAGAGUUCCGUCGGGAGCUAAAUGGUGUAGUGUGGAAUGACAGCGCGACUUCCGAAAAUUUUGAGGUCGCGUGGAAAGGAGUUAUUGAAAAAUACGGAUUACAAGAAAACGCAUGGCUGAAACGUAUGUAUGAUGAGCAUGCAACAUGGGUGCCUGCGUGUUUUGAAGACGUGUUUAUGGGCGGACUACUUCGUACAACAUCCCGGUCUGAAGCAGAAAAUAGAAUUUUCCGAACCAACACAAACAAACACAUGUGUCUUUCAGAAUUUUUCAUCCGAUGUUUAGGUCUCGCUCAAGGAGAUAGUUCGAAGUUGGAGCCGAUUCGAAAAACACUAGAGGAGUUCGAAGCAACAUGGUGCGAGAGCGGGGUAGAACGAGGGGGUACAGAUAAAGGCAAACGAGUGAUUAUGGAGUCAUACUGCGGCGCCCCACAACCUAAGGCAGUCAAUGUGCACCCACCACCCGUUUCAAGCAACAAAGGGUCGGGAAAACGAAUAAGGACUGCUAAAGAGAUAGCAAUGAAGGAGCAAAGUAAGAAGAAACGAACAUGCAAGACCUGUGGACUAGCAACCGGCCACAACAGUAGGAGUUGCCCACAAAAAUAA
Molecule: messenger RNA, 1230 nt
Organism: Ipomoea nil (Japanese morning glory)
Lineage: Eukaryota; Viridiplantae; Streptophyta; Magnoliopsida; Solanales; Convolvulaceae
Product: protein FAR1-RELATED SEQUENCE 2-like
Exons: 3
Coding region: 1-1230 (409 amino acids)
Biological process (GO): regulation of DNA-templated transcription
Source: RefSeq, a predicted model, not a curated record